This is a messenger RNA of Meriones unguiculatus (Mongolian gerbil), 4110 nucleotides long. It is a transcript of the gene Dmbx1, whose product is annotated as diencephalon/mesencephalon homeobox 1. The transcript is spliced from 5 exons. Lineage: Eukaryota; Metazoa; Chordata; Mammalia; Rodentia; Muridae. The record is from RefSeq and is a predicted model, not a curated record. Gene Ontology annotation, molecular function: RNA polymerase II transcription regulatory region sequence-specific DNA binding; DNA-binding transcription factor activity, RNA polymerase II-specific. Bases 92 to 1228 code for a protein of 378 amino acids. Gene Ontology annotation, biological process: regulation of transcription by RNA polymerase II.
AAAGCUGUUUAAAACUCCGGCUCCGGCGGCGGCCCGCGUAGAUGGCAGCGGCGGCGGCGGCGCGGGCCGGGGACGCCAGGCGCAGGCUGCCAUGCAGCACUAUGGGGUGAGCGGCUACUCCCUGCACGCCAUGAACUCGCUCAGCGCCAUGUACAACCUGCAUCAGCAGGCCGCCCAGCAGGCCCAGCACGCUCCCGACUACCGGCCGUCGGUGCACGCGCUUACACUGGCGGAGCGCCUAGCUGACAUCAUCUUAGAGGCCCGUUAUGGCUCCCAGCACCGCAAACAACGUCGUAGCCGCACAGCAUUCACAGCCCAGCAGCUGGAGGCCCUGGAGAAGACCUUCCAGAAGACUCACUACCCAGAUGUGGUGAUGCGAGAGAGGCUGGCCAUGUGUACCAAUCUGCCUGAGGCCCGAGUGCAGGUGUGGUUCAAGAACCGCAGGGCCAAGUUCCGAAAGAAGCAGCGCAGCCUGCAGAAAGAGCAGCUCCAGAAGCAGAAGGAGGCCGAGGGCUCCCACGGAGAAGGCAAGGUGGAGGCCCCAGCCUCAGACACACAGCUGGAGGCACAGCAGCCUCCCAGUCUGCCCAGUGGUGAUCCCCCUGCUGAGCUUCAGCUGAGCCUGUCCGAGCAGUCAGCCAGUGAGUCAGCCCCUGAAGAUCAGGCGGACCGAGAUGAGGACUCCCGGGCUGGGGUCGAGGAGCCUAAAGCUGAAAAGAGCCCUGGAUCUGAGAGCAAAAUGCUGGGCUGCAAGAGGGGCAGCCCGAAGGCAGAUUCCCCAGGCAGCCUGGCUAUAACUCCUGCGAACCCUGGGGGCAGCCUCCUGGGCCCAUCCCAUUCCUACUCCUCAUCCCCGCUCAGCCUCUUUCGUCUACAGGAGCAGUUCCGCCAACACAUGGCAGCCACCAACAACCUGGUGCACUACUCCUCUUUUGAAGUGGGCGGUCCGGCCCCCGCUGCCGCCGCGGCCGCAGCUGCUGCGGUGCCCUACCUAGGUGUCAACAUGGCCCCACUGAGCUCCCUGCACUGCCAGUCCUACUAUCAAUCCCUGUCAGCAGCUGCUGCUGCUCAUCAGGGGGUCUGGGGGUCCCCAUUGCUGCCGGCGCCCCCCACAGGCCUGGCGCCUGCCUCCGCUGCCCUGAACAGUAAAACCACGAGCAUUGAAAACCUUCGCCUCAGGGCCAAGCAGCACGCUGCCUCCUUGGGACUUGAUACGCUCCCCAACUGACUGUCUGGCUUCCAACCCAGUCAUGGUCUUAGGUGUUCCCCCAUCUCAGCCCCGUGGUUAUUCCCAGAAGGCUCUCCAAGUUGUCCGAGAACUAAGUCUGAGAGCCCAGGGGUGCUGGGGCCUGGAGUCCUCUCCCCUUGUCUCCCUUCUUCAGAGUCCCAGCACCAAGUGAAACACACACCCCCUCUGCAUGGCCCUGCUUGGACCCCGUGGAGGUCAGAUGGGGAGGAGGUGAACACCUGGCUACAUCCCCUCCUCAGGCUUACCUCCUCCCUCCUGGCCCUCCCCCCUAGUAAGUUGAUGUGUGGAAUGUGAGAUAUAAAUAUAAAUAUAUAAAACUAUAUUUUCAGGCAUCGCCUGCCCCAGGCCCCUUCACCUGCUCUCGCAUUGCAUUGCCACUGCUAACCUUACCUCUGGAGUUUACUCCAGAGUGCGUGUUCUCUCGUGUUCUCUCUCUCUCUCUCCCUCCUCCUCUUGAUUUUUCUCCCAGCCUCACUGCCUCUGUCUUGAUCCUUGUCUCCCUGCCUAACCUGGAUCUAACUGCUAGGCCUUCCCUCUGCCUCCAUUUUCUUCUUUUGAUGCUGGAUGUAUUAGUGUCCUGUAUUCUCAAGCAGUGUUUUGUUUGGGUUGUGGUUUUGGUUUUAGUCAUUUUAUUUCUUCCUGUUUCUCUUCUGCCCUGCUUUCCUAUCUCCUCCCUUAAUUUGAUCCCCUUCUAGGCAGCUCUUCCACCCUGUGCCCCAAGAUUCAACAAAAUUCUUCUUGGGAAGACCCUGGAGCAACAGGCAGAUGGCCCGCAGCAUCUCCCAGACACUAGGAGGAGCUCACAGUCCCCUUUUCUCUCUCUCUAGCUUGGAAGUAAUGGCUCCCCAGAUCAUAGAGGGGGAGGGGGGAGGGGCAGCAUUGAUUAGGCUGGCCAUAGAACAGCUGACAUCACUGCAGGGUUUUAGAGUUCCCAAUAAGUGAGGGAGGCCACAGGGCAACCAUGCUCUCAGGAUUUGUUGGCUUCCUGUCCCAGAGGCAGCUGUGGGAGCAGGAGCUUCUGUCCAGUGAGUCACUGGCUUGGUAAGGUAUGUUCUUAUAUCUAGGCAACCCUGCUCUGCAAACCCCCUUUCAGGGUGGUAGGACAUUGGACAGGCCUGGUACUUUCUGGGACGGGCUUGUCUGGAUGAGACAACUUAUGAGAUUCUGUUCAUUUCCAUCCACCCAGCGUUCUGUUCACGCAGCCUUGUAGGGACAAGGCUUUAAGUAAAUUUAGUGGCAACAACUACAGCACAACACUUAGAGAAGCCCAAUGUGUAAGUUAGAACAUUACUGUCGUUUUGCUGAGGAACAGUGGAUCCUUCAUACCUGAAGCUCUCUGUGGAUACUGCCUCAGUUUCCCAGGAAAUGUGUGCUCCAUUUCCAUGCCCAUGGUGGUGGGUGGGCAAGAUGACUUGGAUAGAUUCCUGGUUAUGGUUUCCCAACCCUUUGGCUUGCCACUGAACCCUCAACCCCACACUUAGUGGUGGCCUGGCAUGGCUGGCCUACAGAGCCAACAGUGCUCACCUUAGUAAGGUCAGUAUGGACAGGGGUAGGAGGCUUUGGUCAGUAAAAAGUAGGGAGGGCAAUAGCCUGAGCCAGGGAAAGCAUGAAGCAAAUAGGAGAGGUGAGCAUGAGUGGGCCAUUGAAGAGGAGGUGACUGACCUCAGGAGAGGUGGGAUAGAAAGGCCUAGAAUGCAGCCUAAUAUUCCCACUUCCACGCAGCAAGCACCAAAGGCAGGCAGCUGAAAGUCUGAAUAAGGGGUAUUCUCCUGGGGUCUGGGAUCUGGAAGGCGAGUCCAAAGCCAUGCGAACAGCAGAGGGGGGGAGACUUGGCCAGGGAGAUGAGAGGUUAGCAAACCCUUAGGGAGUCUGAGGGGUUCUGGGUUGGGGGUGGCCCGGUGGCCCACGGUUAACCAGUUGUGGUUAGCUUCAGGAAAUUAUGUUUCUGGAAUACCCCAUCUGGGACCAGGCACAGGGCUGAAACAGUUUGUCUAUUCCUGGCUGCAAAUGACUGUCCCUGGGACUUGGGAUGCGACAUCUGUAGGCACUAGCCAUUUCCCCAGAAGCUUCCCCCAUCUCUUAAGGAUCAAGGCCUCCUGGAGUCCUAUUCUGUCAUGGCAGAAGCCAGGCUGACCCUAGGCUUUUCGAAACUCCCUUCGAUCUUUGUUCUCUCAAUCUGCUGACCCAAACCCACAAGGCCAGAGAACGAAGAAAAGACACACGUGGGUUUUACCCUCAGGGAUCUCAAGGUAUUUAGGGUACCAGACUCAGAUACUCAAAGCAGCUGAAAGAGAAGGGGUUGGUGGGGAGAGAGAACCAUGUCUCCUUGGGAGGAUUAGAGGACACAAUUCUUUGGAGGAAUUAGAGGGCACGAGUGUGGCUGGGCUCACCUCCCUGACAAUGCUGAUGGAAUGUCUCCCAGGCCUGCUGGUCUCUGAGGGCAGAGAGCCUGCCGACCAAACCCUUAUCAGCCCUUCUAGAAAAAAGUCCUGCAUCUCUCUGCUCCUUCCUGUUUGAGCUCUCCUCCUCCCUGCUUCCUUCCUUCCCUAGAGCAUGGUCCGGGGGCCUGGUUCCUCACCUCCUAUGUAGAGGCUGACUGGCCACACGGACUGCUUUACAGACCAGCUGUUUUGUGACCAUUUGUGCUUAGAGGUUGUGCCAGCCUGUGGCGAAAAUACCGUGUAUUGUAUUUAUUUAUUCUGUUAGUGGAAGAAACAAAACUCCAGCCACUCGCUUUCCCUUGUUCUGCCCCUGCGUAGCACAGCAUGAUGCUCUGUCCUGUGUAUCUGUCAGUCUUUUGGCCUUACUUCCUGUGACUUUGUGACCUGUUCUUUGUCCUGAUUGGCUAAUAAAAGAGAACC